Suillus fuscotomentosus is the source of this 1176-nucleotide messenger RNA. RefSeq lists its product as uncharacterized. Bases 1 to 1176 code for a protein of 391 amino acids. The record is from RefSeq and is a predicted model, not a curated record. The transcript is spliced from 5 exons. Lineage: Eukaryota; Fungi; Basidiomycota; Agaricomycetes; Boletales; Suillaceae.
AUGACUGUCAAAGCACUGAAGAAACUGUGCCACGAGCUUGGGCUCCCUUCCACUGGCACCAAGUCUGUCCUUCGCGAGCGGCUGGAAGUUUUCAGUGGAGACCGAGAUUUGUGGGAUAGGCUCCGGCCGGGGGCUCACAAACCUCACAAAGGCCCACGCAUGUGCUCGAUGAGCAAGCCCAAGGCCAGCCGCCCCAAGCAAUCCGCGCAGCGUCGCGAGCAGUUGCUUGGUGUGACAGUUGCACCAAGCACUUCGGGCACCAGCGUCAAUCGGUCCAAGGACACGCGAACGGCACCAGAAAUCAGGGCGCUGCUACCUUGGGCUGAUGCCAUCACCAGCGCGUACCCAUAUGAGCCGACGGAUGGUAUGCCGAUGCCAGCAAGUUCUCCAGACCCACCCAGCCACAGCACACCCAGCGUACUGCACCCUUCCGCUACUUCGGAUGCCAUCGUCCAGGACGUGGGCACGAGGCUCAUCGAAAUCGUUCAAGGUGCCCUCCAGCCAAGCGCGGCUGGCUUGAUGCCGUCUGUUAGGCCCCAGGCAGCUGACAUAGCAGACACGGGUGCAAUCAGCGCAGCUACAACUGCCUGCCAACAACCUCCUUCGAUGGUGGAAUCGGGCAGCUCGAACAAGCUGCAUGUUCUCAACCUCGGGGAUGGCACCAUUCUCCAACUGGUGGAUGACGACAUCCCAGAUCCCCCCGCUGUCAGCUUCGCCAAUGAUAUCCUGCGUCUCAAUGCAAUGUGGGAUGACAAUACGGUGCACUGGUUGAACGAGUCCAUCAUCACCAUCCAAGGCCACCCCAUCGCUGUCAAGUACUGGCCAUUGCUCUACCGCUAUGGCCCCAAUCAGCAAUGGAAGGGCACGAAAAGCAAGUGGACUGACUGGCGGGAUGUCGUCGAACGCUACCGGCAGGGCACCCCAGAUCACUUCUGGGCUGACUUCAAGACUGACAGUGGUGAGCGGAUGAAAUUCACUGCCAUUGUCCAGAAACUCCGUGAUGAGCGCAAGGCAGAACAUACCGCAUUGGUGGAGCGUGCUCACCGAGAAUUCCAUGCCGAGUUCGACGACCUUUUCACUUACCGGCGAGGAGGAGAGGGGCAUGUGAUGACGAAGCCGUCUGCCAUCGCGAGGAAAUACAUUGAGUUGACGACUGGACUUGUGGUGGACGACUGA